UCCAAAACUACUCAGGUGUCUGAAAUAGAAAGAAGUUGUCAAAGUUUAGUCAUCUUGUAUAAAAGUGUUGCUUAACGAAUAAACAGUUCAUUUUUAACUAACAAGUGUUGAAAAUGAAGUCGUUACUGUUGGCAGGUCUUCUUCUAGUCUGUUUGGUUGUUGUUACUGGAAAAAAGGGGAAGGAUAUCCAGGAUUUAAAAAACAAAUCAGUUAAGAAAAUUCAUUCCAACACACAUGAUCGUCCAGGUCACUCAAGAAAUGGCAGAUACCACAAACGACUGAGGGGAUCUCACCUCAUGUUACGCGAGGGAGGUUUGAAAUCGCUUCAUAAUGACGCCUGGAAGGACCUUCCUAAGAAGAAUAAAGAUUGCAAAACGAAGAAAUGCGGCCACAAAGAAUUCUGUCUGGUCAAUCCUCAAAAUGGGGACGAAAAGUGUAUCAGCAGAAAACAGUUUAAGAAGGGGCGUCGCUUGUUUACCCAGUACCAUAAGGAGAAGGAGUUCCUUCGUCAGGACAGGAAGCAUGUGACUGUGUCCCCCGUAACCAAGGGCGACCAGUUACUAAAAGAGGCAGAACAUAUGAAAGAUGUAUACGAUCUUGUUCACGAUACUAAGAUGGAAAGUCAUCAUAAACAUCAUAAACAUCUCAAGAACAAGUCUGAAAGAAAGCCGGAACUCAAUCAUAUUGAAGAAGGCAAAACCAACUCAGAAGAAUGUCGCCCGUCAGAGAUGUACGAACUUCGUGAGCGUCUGGUUGGCUGGUUUGUUAUGCUGCACACCGAGUCUCGCCAGCGUCACCACAUGAAGAACAAAGACCUGGAGAAGAAAAACCCUCAUCUCAGUAUCAGUACUCAUGGGGACGUUUUUGGGGCAAUAGACAAGAAGAGGGCUAAUGGAAUGUUAGGAAAAGAUGUGAAGAAACAUUUCCUGGAAAUGGAGACGAAGAGCAAGAAAGUGAAGAGGUCCACACACAAUGCAAUGCAGAUUGAAACUGAAACCCACCACCAUUGUAAGUGCUCAAAGUCUGCUAUGUGGGAGUUCCACAAGCUGGAUGAGGAAUCUGACCACCAUCUGACCCACCCAGAGCUUGCCAGGAUGGAGUCACUCAAGCGUGAACCGUGCCUCAAGGCUCUCUUUAUGUCAUGUGACACAGACAAGGAUGGCUUAAUGUCACAGGGAGAAUGGUGCUGCUGCAUGGCAAACACAAUUCCCCCCUGUGCAGAGAAGAAAAGGCUUACUGAUCCAGCUGUAUGGGAUGUUCGCUGUGACAAGGAGGGUUUCUUCGAGCGUGAACAGUGCCACGAGAAGACAGGCUACUGCUGGUGUGUCGACCUCAACGGAAAUGAGAUACAUGGCACAAAACAACACGGCUCUGCUCACUGUGGCAAGUACGAUCCUAAUGGACACCUAUUCAAAGCCUAGAUGGGAACUAAAAACAAAGGAGCCCAGCAUAUAUGUUACCAUCUUGACGCAGUUGUGAUUCAACAACUACAACUCACCUUGACCUUUUUGUGUCCAUAUAAUCAUGAAAAAAACAACACAAAAUGAAAAAAAGAUGUCAAAAAUCAAGUUUUUAAAUCAUAAAUCAGUGAAGAGUAAUUUGCUUUUUUGUGAGAAUUUACAAUUUAUAAAGACCAACGAUAUUGUAUUUUUCCCAUUUUUAGUCUAGGAUUCUUUUUUGUCUAUAAAAGAACUUGCAUUAAAAUAAAACAAAUUAAAAUAUAAAUUUAAGUCAAAAAAUGUUUCUUAUAAUUAAGAGUGAAUUAAAUUCUUGUGUUUUUUAUAAAUUAUAAUUAUGUCUUUGAGAAAUUUAAAAAAAUAAAAUAUUUUAAGAACAAGCAAUUUUAGCGAAAAUUAUUUUGUAUUCAUUGUUUUCUAGUUGUUUCAAUUUACACAAUGUAUAAUUUGCCAUGUAAACAGUGCCUUUUCUUAUUCCUAUUAACUCUCACCGCACAUAUUUUAAGUGCCAUUAAUAAAAAAAAUACUAAUAAUAAUUCACCCUCAUAUCUAUAGGUCAUGAUCUUUAAUAUAAACAGCUUUGUGAAGUUUGUUAGAAUCUCAUGUUAAAAUUGAAUAGAUUUUAUGUUUUAUAUUAUUUAGUACUGUUUUCUUAAACUUUUAUAAUCACACAAGUUUACAAUGUGAUUUAAAUUUUCUUUAUAAUAUUUUCUAGGUUUAUCAUCUUAUUUCAAAAACCUGUGGAUUUUUUAACCAUGUACAUGAUUGAGGAAUUAAUCAAAUCAUUUUUGAGAAAAAAAGUUUAUUUCAUAUUUGAAUUACUUGACAUUAACUCCUUUCUUUUCUAGUGUGAACAUUUAAAUAAAUCUCACGUGUGUUACCGAGCCAUAUAAAUAUUAUAUGUGUAAUGUUGAAAUUGUAUUUUUUAUCAUUGAAGAAGCAAGCAAGUUCUUAUAUAAUUAUUAUGUUUAUCACUCUCAAAACUUAAUACAAGUGCUAUAUAUUGUGUAUUGUUUUGCAAAAUAAUUGAAAUCAGACAUCAAAAAGUAAGUUCUUUAAUAUUAUGUUUAUCACUUUAGAAAAUAAGUGCUAUAAAAAUUGUGUAAUAUUUUGCAUUAUAAUUGAAAUCAGAUAUAUAUCACUUUUAACAUAUCAAAUCAUGUUUCAAUUGAACCUAGAUUUUAAAUUUAUGCCUUGGCGUAUAAUACAUCAAAUAUAUACACAUUGCAGCUAACAAACUCUUACAUUCCAUCAUUGUUUUCCCAUUCCAGUAUCCUUUUAAAUGACAGUAAAUCAAACUUGCUUGUAAUAUAUUAUUCCCACCGAGUUAACAAUAUUUUAGAAUAAAAAGAAGCCAUAUCAUUGGUGUACAUUGUUAUAAUUAUAAUAGAUGCCAAACUAUUUGAAUAAAGGAUUUUUCAAGUUUAAA
Molecule: messenger RNA, 2886 nt
Organism: Mya arenaria
Lineage: Eukaryota; Metazoa; Mollusca; Bivalvia; Myida; Myidae
Exons: 10
Coding region: 114-1421 (435 amino acids)
Molecular function (GO): calcium ion binding
Source: RefSeq, a predicted model, not a curated record